Microbotryum saponariae is the source of this 1775-nucleotide messenger RNA. The record is from the annotation of a GenBank genome assembly. NCBI's taxonomy places the organism in Eukaryota, Fungi, Basidiomycota, Microbotryomycetes, Microbotryales, Microbotryaceae.
AUGACGGAAACCAGGGCCCUCUUCAAGGCGCUCAAGAUUGGCAACGUCGAGCUGCAACACCGAAUCGCCAUGGCCCCACUCACGCGGUUCCGAGCGCAAGACGACCACGUCCAUUCCGGUCAGCGCAGCCCGGAGACAUCUACUUUUGCAUGUAGCAGACCUGGAGUAGUACUGAUGAUUAUGAUCUCUUACUACACCAAUCAAUUUGUGAUCUACCUCCUCCCCAAUCACUGCACACCCUCGCUCUCUCCUUCAAUUCGACGACACGAACUCGGAUAUCGCCCCCGAAUUUGCCGGUACGCGAUCGCUUACUCGGUCACUCCUUCCACCUCGCACAACCACCGUCAACUUCCAGCCCUAGCAAUCGAAUACUACACCCAGCGAGCAACCCCAGGCGGUCUCCUCAUCACCGAAGCGACCUUCAUCCUCCCCCAAGCCGGAGGGUACCGCAACGUACCCGGGUGCUAUUCACCCGAGCAAAUCAAAGCCUGGGCCAAGAUCGUCAAAGGCGUGCAUGGCAAAGGCGGAAUCAUCUUCCAACAACUGUGGGCUUUAGGGCGUGCGGCACAGGGUAAGGUCCUGCAAGAGGAAGGAGGGUAUGAUGUUGUUAGUGCUUCGGAUGUGCCGUUGGACCCGAAUGGGAAUACGCGCAGCAAGGACAAGCCGAGACCCCUGACCAAGGACGAGAUCAAGGAGUACAUUGCUGGCUAUGCUCAGUGCGCCAAGAACUUUGUGCAGGGCGCUGGAGGGGACGGUGUCGAAUGUGAGUGACCGACCUGAGGUGCAUUCACUCGGUCAGCUCUUAUCCGACGAAGUGGGCUGACACAACUUUCACCCUUCCUUCGCGCCUCCAGUACACUUUGCCAACGGAUACCUCGUGGACCAGUUUACGCAAACGAAUUCGAACAAGCGUACGGACGAAUACGGUGGCUCGGUCGAGAACCGCUGCCGAUUCGCUCGAGAGAUCAUCAAAGCCGUCGUUGAGGCCGUCGGUGAAGGACGGACGGCGCUCAGGAUCAGUCCCCACUCCCCUUUCCAAGGUCAGUCCGGGAUUAUUCCCGGGAUAGACUCACGACGAGACUGAUCCUAGUCUCGAUCAAUUACGUCCAUAGAUAUGAAGAUGCCUGAGAAGGACAUGAUCGAGACGUUCUCGUAUCUCACCAAUGCACUCAAGAGGGAUCACCCCGGACUCGCGUACUUGCACGUGACCUUGCCUCGGGUCGCCGGUGGAUUCAGUAACGACAAUGUGAAAGAAGAAGAGAACAUCGACUUUAUUGUCAGUCCUACUCCAAUAACUUCCACUUGAUCCGCACUCGCUGAUGGCUUGCCUUUCCUUGAUCUCUCUUCUGUAGCAUGACAUUUGGGCCCCUCUGCCCAUCAUCAUCGCAGGACAAUACGAACCCGAAUCCGCGAUCGCCGACGCCGAAAAGUACCCCAACUCCAUUAUCGCAUUCGGUCGCAUGUUCAUCUCCAACGUGAGCAUCCCUCUACAUGCUGGGCCAUGGCUCCUCUCGUCGCUUCUCUCGACCGUGCUUUGCUGAUGCCCCGACGCUUUGAUGUUCAUACAGCCCGACCUGCCUUACAAAGUGAGAUAUGGAGCGGAGUUGACGCCUUACAAUCGCAAGACGUUUUAUCUCUACGGACCUGAUAAAGCAGAGGGUAGAUACUCAAAGAAGUUCGUCCACCCUGAUCGUCCGGGAGCUGAUAUCGGUCCUUUCGCUCUCGCUCCAGGCUACACGACGUACAAGCCCUCCAAGAUCUGGGGCAAGCUAUGA